AUUCAACAAGCUUCAUGGUUGACUGCGUGUACACUAGCUGUGUUUACAGACGGAAGUUAUUUUAGAUAAUAGAUCUAAUAUAAAUAUCAUUGCAAAAUGGACAUACAUAUUUUAGUUCAAGCUAUUAUAUACUUUUGUAUCUUUAUAGCUGGAUUUAUUGUGUCAAUUCCCGUUGGUGUAAACAGGUGGAAUUUUCAAGGAGACUGUAUAUUAUAUGCUGAUAUAGAAUGGAACUCGAAAGCAUUUGUGAUGCAUGCAUCCAGUCCGGCUAACUGUAACUUUCCUAUAUACUACAGCGUGUUCGGCAUGAUAUUUUACGGUCUUGGAAAGGGAAUCUUCUAUGCCUUUGCCACAUUCAAAUCGAUAAAGAAGCCUACAAUUGGUUACGAGAUGUGGGUAAUGCCGUAUAUUCUAGUGAAUGGGGCUCACACGUUCGUCGCCUUGAUAGUGUCAUGUAUGCUGUCUGUUGGCUUUCUUCAGUUCUGUAACGGUAUCAAAGAAAAUGAGCUUGUAACGAGUUGCGGAGUUUUUGCAAACACAGAAUGGACACGUUACGGUUCUAGUGAAAAAUUUAAUGCCGGGCCAUACACGUCAUUACUAGCCGUGGCACAGAUUGCGUCCUGGACCUGCUUUCUGUUAUUUUUGCUGCAGACAGCUUUAUGUAUCCUGCGCUUUGUAAGAAACAGACGACAGAGAAGCGGAAAUGCGGGAGCUGACACAAAACGAAUCGCAGAACUUGAACCGACAGCUUAAUUUGUGAAUGAAAUGUUGACAAAUACAUAACCUGUAAAAAUGUGAAUAUGUAUAGAUGGCAUUGGAAAAAACAACGAAACGUUGAAAAGUCGUCUGGCGGCAAAUGAUAAAAUCUGAAAAUUUUGUUGUUUUUGAAUAUUGAUAAUAUUCCACAUUGUAUAAAAAGAUAUUCUUACUUAUUUUCUUGUUGUGUUGAUAAAGGUUUUAGGACCGUGCCUUAGACUGUGUUUUGUAAAAUUAAAGCAUUACUGACCACUGAUCACUUUGUUUAAAUCUAAUAAAAUAAUAUAGCACAUGAA
Ruditapes philippinarum (Manila clam) is the source of this 1052-nucleotide messenger RNA. Its product is annotated as transmembrane protein 179-like. Bases 97 to 753 code for a protein of 218 amino acids. The transcript has 5 exons. The record is from RefSeq and is a predicted model, not a curated record. NCBI's taxonomy places the organism in Eukaryota, Metazoa, Mollusca, Bivalvia, Venerida, Veneridae.